GCCCUCCUCUGGGAACACCGAGGCCCGGGCGGCUGGGCCGGGAGGCGGGCAGGGCAGCGCCGCCCACUCCUCCGGCCCUCUCCCGGAGCGCGGCCGGGGUUGAGCCGCGAGCCGCCGCGCCCAGAGGCUUGGGCCUCCGCGACUAUCCGCUCCCCCACCGGGUGAGCGCGGGAGGUGGGGCCGCGGGCGACACCGAGGAGCGCCGGGGUGCGUGGUAGGGCCAGGCCGAGGCUGCGAGGAGCACGCUGUCCGCCCUGCUCUGCCCCAGCGCGCAGCCCACCCCCUUCCCGUCGCCUCGGGGAGCAGCACGAAGCAAGUUGGCCGGGUCGGCGGGGGAACGGACGGGCAUGGUGAUUCGGUGUCGGAUUCCCCAAGCAGGCCUGGGAGGUAAGGAAGAUUUGAGUUUGCAGUCUUCACCUGGGAACAGCUUUGUGUUUUAGCUUUCCCCAGGCAGCUUAGACAGAGUAGUGCACAGCAAAUCUUUUAAUUAAGGCAUGGAAUACGGAAAACAAAAAACUUCAGCUAGUGCUUUAGUCUCAUCUGAAAUGCUACAGGUUCAGUGGUUGCAAGAAGUUAAAACCCACUCAGAGCAGCUCUGGUCAAGAGGGCUGCAGCAGACUCCCCAGGAUGGGAAGGGCAGUGGCCAAGAACAUGAGACAUGUAUCUUAUAAGUAGUAUAUGGCAGAGUUUUAAGCCAGUCUGAGAGUCUGUUUUUCAGUAGAAAUUUCAAGCACUAUUUUUGACUACUACUUGCUACUGAAUGUUCAGUUGAUGAAAUUGAAGGUCUUUCACUCAGAAGAAAUAAAUCAAGAAGAACCCGAGGCUCGCAUGCUCCUGAGCUGCUGUGAAUGGCCCCAGCACUCCUGACCACUCUUCCGGGUAGGAUGUCACUGAGAUCCCUGAAAUGGAGCCUCCUGUUGCUGUCACUCCUGAGCUUCCUGGUGAUGUGGUACCUCAGUCUUCCCCACUACAAUGUGAUAGAACGCGUGAACUGGAUGUACUUCUAUGAGUAUGAGCCCAUUUACAGACAAGACUUCCGCUUCACACUUCGAGAGCAUUCGAACUGCUCUCAUCAAAACCCAUUUCUGGUCAUCCUGGUGACCUCACACCCCUCAGAUGUGAAAGCCAGACAGGCCAUUAGAGUUACUUGGGGUGAAAAGAAGUCUUGGUGGGGAUAUGAGGUUCUUACAUUUUUCUUAUUAGGCCAGCAGGCUGAAAGGGAAGACAAAGUGUUAGCGUUAUCCUUAGAGGAUGAACACCUCCUCUAUGGCGACAUAAUACGACAAGAUUUUUUAGACACGUACAAUAACCUGACCUUAAAAACAAUUAUGGCGUUUAGGUGGGUAACUGAGUUUUGCCCCAACGCCAGGUACAUCAUGAAGACAGACACUGAUGUUUUCAUCAAUACUGGCAAUUUAGUGAAGUAUCUUUUAAAUUUAAACCAGUCAGAGAAGUUUUUCACAGGUUAUCCUCUAAUUGAUAAUUAUUCUUAUAGAGGAUUUUACCAAAAAACCCAUAUUUCAUACCAGGAGUACCCUUUCAAGGUGUUUCCUCCCUACUGCAGUGGGUUGGGUUAUAUAAUGUCCAGAGAUUUGGUGCCAAGAAUCUAUGAAAUGAUGAGUCACGUAAAACCCAUCAAGUUUGAAGAUGUUUAUGUUGGGAUCUGUUUGAACUUAUUAAAAGUGGACAUUCAUAUUCCGGAAGACACCAACCUUUUCUUUUUAUAUAGGAUCCAUUUGGAUGUCUGUCAACUCAGACGCGUGAUUGCAGCCCAUGGCUUUUCUUCCAAGGAAAUUAUCACAUUUUGGCAGGUUAUGCUAAGGAACACCACAUGCCAUUAUUAAUUUGACAUUCUACCUAAAGCCUAGAGAAGGGAGGGAUACUUUGUGGAAAACGUUAAAGCUAGACUAUGAAAUCUCCAAUGGAAAACUCAUGGGAAGGUCACUGUGUGGCUUACACGGAACUGAAACUCAUGAAGAGGCUAUAGGCUGGAGACUGGAGGGUUGUACUUGAACUGUGGUUUAUUUUGACAACAAUCAAGUCAGGCCUUUUAAAGAUGAUAUUCAAAGGAAUUAAACAUCAAGGAAUGGGAGGUUUUUGUUAAUAAAACUCAUAGGACCAACCAAUGUGAACGUGUCAGUCAAUAGACUAAAACUUAAAUGGGUUUCAUUGAAUUAUAAGCUCAUUUGUCCAUAACAACAAAGCAGUGUGGAGUAUUAUUCAUUGAACAAUCUAGUCAGUUCAGGGUUUUAUGUAUAUCUUACAUGGAUUACAGUUUUUAAAAAUAUAUAGUUCUGUGUAAAACAACUGAAGUACUGAACAAAGUUUCAUCUCUUUUUGGUCAUUCAGAAGAUACUUCAGGAUGUUGCAGUAUUUCAAUUAUCAAUUAUUAUUUAAUGUUACUUAAAGUUUUGCACUUUUAUGGGUGUUUGAAUGUUAUGGUUGUUUCAAUACUGUAUAAACAGAAUAGUGAAAAAUCACUCUUUAUAUUUAAACUUCUUUUCCAGUUACUUCACUGAUGAGUUUAUUAUGAAUAGCUCCAUUAAUGUGUAGAUAUUGGUCAUUAUUGCAUUAUUGCAUAUCAGUAAUCUCUUGAACUUUGAUAAAUAUUUCUUCAUAGUAAUAUAGAGAAGAAUUAAAGCAAGAGAUCUGAAUUAUUGUCUUGUUUUUAAAAAUAUAAUCCCUGGUGUUUUUAGAUGUCACUUCAUCUGUCUCAUUGUUCCACCUGGAAAUUAGGAGUAAUGUAGAGUGCCAGGCAGCAUGUUUCCUUUUGGAAAGGACUCUGAAGCCAAAACCAAAAGAGAGAACGUGAUGGCCAGAAUAUUAUGAAAGGAGUGUCAUAUUUCAGUGCUUGAGCUGGAAAGAGAAGACUAAAGAUUCAAGUUGCAUUGUUAACUGCUCCGUGUUUUUUCUCAUUAACAAUCAGUUUGAGAAUAAAAAGAAAAAAAACAA
This is a messenger RNA of Physeter macrocephalus (sperm whale), 2952 nucleotides long. It is a transcript of the gene B3GALNT1, whose product is annotated as beta-1,3-N-acetylgalactosaminyltransferase 1 (Globoside blood group). The record is from RefSeq and is a predicted model, not a curated record. Lineage: Eukaryota; Metazoa; Chordata; Mammalia; Artiodactyla; Physeteridae. Gene Ontology annotation, molecular function: N-acetyl-beta-D-glucosaminide beta-(1,3)-galactosyltransferase activity. The coding region runs from base 849 to 1844 and encodes 331 amino acids. The transcript is spliced from 7 exons. Gene Ontology annotation, cellular component: Golgi membrane.